ACUAGCAGACAUUUUUCACUUUCCACAAAAUAUGAUGAAAUAAAUGAACGCAGCCGUAAAAAUAUAUCUGUGUGUGUACUUAUCAGUACACAUUCAGAAUUCAUACACACACGCAUAGGAAACAAAUCACCACAAACGCACACCAACACACCAACAAAAAAAACAAAGUAGUCUCUCGGUUAUUGUCAUUCACAUCUGUUUUCAUAGUUGUAUAUUUUGUAAAUAAAUUUUAAUUUAUUCCCAAACUAUUUAUGAAUAAGUAUUAAGUUUUAAUCAAAACAGUUGAGUGAGUGCAUGAAAAGUUAUGUUUGAUUUGUAUCUUUAAAAUCUGUGUGACGUCAUUGUUUUCAACUGCCAAGUACAAACGACGCAGUUAUGUAUUAUUCAAAAAUGGAACUAAAAUGAGAAUUGUUUACGUAAACAAGGUGCAGUCAAGUCUGUGCUCAGCCAGGCCAUGUCUGCGGAGUCGCCGCGGCACGCGCGCGCCGGGGCGCCGCUCACGGUGCCCGCGCAGCCGCCCAGCGACCGCUCGCUCAUCGACGCCGUGUCCGGCUUCAUCAACGACGUGACGCUGUCGUCCAGCUCCAGCCCGGACGCGAAGGACACUAUACAGUGGGCUAGAUUCGAGACAGCAGAUAUAAACGAGCCCACACCAGAAGGGGAGACCAGUGAAGUGUCCCCCCUACUCCUUGUCCUGGGCUACGGCUCCGGGGUCCAAGUAUGGCUGAUCCCCCCCAACGGGGAGGCACAGGAGGUGCUCUCCUGGAGGCAGGGGACGGUCAGGGUACUACGUAUCCUGCCCAGCCCGCAGUAUGGGGACAGCUUCGCGUGUAAGAGGCCUCUGAUCGCGCUCUGUGACUCCGCCAGCCCGGGGCCCACGUUUUGCUCGCUCAGUUUCAUCUCUAUAAGGGGCGGGGAUCAGGUAAAAAGCAUAAAGUUCAAGAACCAGAUUCUGGACGUGCUGGCCAACAAGCGUUCCGUAGUGGUCUCGUUCGCCGAGAGGUUCGCGGUGUUCGACGCGGGAACCCUGGAGGACAGGAUCACGGUUACUACGUGCUACCCCUGCCCGUGCCCGCUUGGCGGAAGCACCCCUAUAAACCCGUUGGCUUUGGGAGCACGCUGGCUGGUGUACGCAGACAAGAAGAUCAACCCCUCCAAGAGAAGCAGCGGCGGCUGUGAAGGAGAAGGUGUAGCGAGCUACACAGCAACAGUUCUCCACGCGGCUAAGUCCCUCAGCGCGGGGCUGCGCGGGCUCGGCGAGAGCGUGGCGGCGAGCCUGGCGGGCGGGCGCGGGGCGUCCCCGCCCAGCCCCGACCUGCUGCAGCCCGGCGUCGUCACCAUCAUCGACAUAGAGGGCAUAAACGAAGACGAGAUCCCCGACUCCGAGGAACCCUACGACCCAAUAGUGGCCCACUUCGUUGCGCACAGUGAGCCGAUCAUCGCCAUGGCUCUAGACUACAGUGGGAUGCUGCUAGUGACGGCUGAUAGACGGGGUCAUGACUUCCACGUGUUCCGCAUCAAUCCGCACCCGUGUGCGCCGAGUUUGGCCGCCGCGCAUCAUUUGUAUACGCUGCAUAGGGGGGACACUACUGCAAGGGUUCAGGACAUAGCCAUAUCCCCGGACUCGCGUUGGACGGCCAUCUCCACGCUCCGCGGCACAACGCACAUAUUCCCCAUCACGCCGUACGGGGGCGCUUGUGGAGUUAGGACCCACGGGCAGUCGCGAGUGGUGAACAGAUUGUCGCGGUUCCAUCGCUCGGCGGGCUUGCCGAUUCAUGCGGGCACUCGCCGCUCGGCUAGCCCUGUUGGCGACGGAAUGGCCCAAGGCUCGUGGUUCCCGAACCCGCGGCUGCCUCCGUUCCCGCUGCCCACCACUGUCCAACCGUUGGCCCAACUACGACCAACGGCCAACAUACCCACACAUACCAUCACGAGGAACAGUUCCGGUCGCCAACGCCUAUCAUCCCUAUCCGAAGACUCGAACAGCUCUCCCCUCCUAGCCCUGGCCCGGUUCGGGCUCGCGCCGCCGCCGCCGCCGGGCUCGGGCCGCGCGCCCGCGCACCUCGCGCUGUACGUCAUGGCGGCCAGCGGGCAGCUGCUGCACCUGCUGCUGCACCCCAAGCCCAGCCGCAGCGUCCCAAAAGAGAAGGUGUGCGACGAGACGGCCAUAGAACUUGAAGUAGAAGGCGUGGCUCAGUGGGGGCUGCAGCGCCCGCCCGCCCCCGGCGAGCUGCUGGCGCCGCUGCCCGCCUCCAGCCCGCUGCUGGCGCCCCCCUGCCAGCGUUGCUCAGACACAUGCGUAUCUGACGAGGAGCGCUGGCUGUCGCAAGUGGAGAUAGUGACGCACGCCGGCCCGCACCGCCGGCUCUGGAUGGGGCCGCAGUUCGUCUUCAAGACCUACACCCACUGCGGAUCAAACUCAUCGCUGUCGGAAGCCGAAGCGGUGGAGGUGGAGACGAGCGUGGGACGCCCCGUGGCGCGCUCCAACCCCGUGAACGUGCCGGGAGUGCGCCCUAUUGUGCCCGUGCUCAUUGAUUCGGGUUCUGCCAGCUCACUAGAACAGUCCCCAUCGGACAGUUUCCGCCGCAAGUCCUUACUCUCCGAGAGCGGGCGAGCGUCCGUGUGUGAUGUGCAACUCAGAGAGGACCUGGCCGAGGCCAUGAAGGAGGAUCAAGGGGGCGUAGCGCCGCGCCUGCAGCAGUCGCGGGCGGCCAUAGAGCGCGCCGUGGACCCGGCCGGGACGGUGGUGGUGCCUCCGCCGCCGCAGACGCCGCAGCUCGACGACCCCGACGACUACACGCACUCCAACGACGACGAGACCUCGUUCCGCCCCGUCGUGCGCGCCCCCACCUCCAUCCCCUCCCGCCCCGACUUCCUCAUACGACCCCUCCCCGUUGACACCCGCAUCCCUGUCCAAACCAUCUCCCCGCAAACACCGGAGUACGCCGACGAACCCCUACCCCUCACUUCGGACGUCGUCAUCCCGGCCGCUCUCACCUACAGUGCCUUGCCGGAUAAUCUAGACAGUAAGAACGAUCUCAGCGAGCGACCGACGGAACCACUGCCAAAAUCACACCGGUCGGAUGAUAUUCAGCCGGCGGAUAGAGAUAAGAAAUCUCCCACCCCAAAGUUAUGUAGUGAUAGAGAUGAUAGCGUUAAGAGUAAACGUAAGGAGUGUGAAAGUGAUGUUAGGGACGUAGAAGUGGCUGUAGAAGCUCAACCGUGUAGCGUUGCCGAGAAAGCCGAGGUUAAACCAACUAAACAAGAUAAAAAGAAAAACGAUACUGAUAAGCCCGCAAAACAAACAACAAACGAAAACGCGUCUAAAAAACUUUCGAGUAGCGAAUCUAAUGAAAGUAAAUCUUCUGUAGACGUAGAUGUUAAACCUAUUGUUAGUGUCAAAUCUGACAAAUCUACAAUUAUAACCGAAGAAAAACAACCUAAGCAAAGUAAACUAAAAACGCCAGUACCUGAAAUUAAAGAAGAAAAAGAAAUAAAACAAAUUAAAGAAAAAACGCCCGAACUGAAUACAAAACAAGAGAAAAUUCAAAAUAAGCUAACACCUGAAAAGGUCAUAGUAGACGAGAAGAAACAAAACAAGCACAAAACACCUGAAAAAGAUAAUGUUGAAGAGAAAAAACAAUCUAAAGAAAAAACUCCCGAAAGAGACAUUGCACAAGAGAAAAAGCAAUGUAAACAACCAACUCCAGAAAGGGACACCAUAGAGGAGAAAAAGCAAUAUAAACAAAAAACUCCAGAAAGGGAUAUCAUAGAAGAGAAAAGGCAAUAUAAACAAAAAACUCCUGAACUUGCAAGACAAGAUAAACAAAAAGCACGUGAGCCGGAGCCAAAAGAAGACACAUGUUUUGCUCUGUCUAUAAAAUUACCUUGCAAGAAUAACGAGCCUGCUAAAAUAGAUUGUGAAACAAUAACCAAAUCUAAAAUAAACAAAAACACACGUGAAGAUGAAAUAAAAACUGAGGAACAAGCAUGGGACCUGUUGUUAAAUGAAACUGAAAACAAACAACCUGUCAUAGUUCAGCAGCCCACGGCCGAUAAACCAAUGGAGGAAAUUAAAACAAAGCCUAAGAGAAACCGUAAAAAUAAGAAAGCCCAAGAAGAGGCUGCGGCUAAAGCUGAAGAAGACAGCUUUGUUGAAAUACAUACGAUUGAUGAUAAGUCUCAGAUUUCUACAGGAGAUCUCGUAUCUAUCUCUUCACCUUACGAAGAUUCGGAACCCUCGAGACAGUUCUAUUCUAAAAGAAUGUCUCGUUCGCCCAAAAGCAUAACUCCGGAGAGACCCGUAGAAUGUGAUAGUCAAGACAAAAUUGAAAAGUCUUUCGAUAUAGUACCGCUAAGACGCACAAUUUCGCCUGUUAAGAAAAACAAAAGCAAUAUAAGUGAUGAUAAGUAUGAUGAUAUAGAAGUUUUGCCGGAACCAUCCUCCUCUUACAAGGAUAAGGAUUUGUUCCAAGAUACUUUUGAAACCUUUACAAUGCACAAAGACGGCACAGCUAGUGAAACCACAUCUUUCUUUGCGAAAGAAAUAGCCUUACCCAAGUCUAAAAAGAGCAAGUCUCUGUCUCCAUACCUUGAUAAUCACAGAAAAUUGGCUGAAAAGCCGCACACUGAAAUACAUCAAAAGGAUCUGAUUAUAAUUGACACAGUUAAAGACGAUUUCCCUGAAAUACAGAUUACUAAAGGAAACAAGAGUCGUAAGAAGUCCCCCCAAGUUAUUGAAACAAAGAAAGAGGAAAUUGAAGUGGUUGCCGAGAAACCGGUUGCAGCUGUCAAGUCUUGGAGUUCUAUAGCAGCUUCUAAAAGUGCUAAGAAGAUUCCAGAACCAACAGUGGAGAAAGAGAAUACUGAUAAGAUUGAUCACGAAGUGCCAACGUCUUCCAAGGAGGUAUCUUUACAAGAUAAGUUGUAUGAGCUUUGUAAAAGAACUGAUAUUUUGGUAGCCGAAUGCGACGCACCAACAGAACUGAAUUUCGUUGAGGAGCAUCUGCUAGCUGAUCUGCCUCCUUUAGAAGCGCUUGAUUUUGCUUUGGACGAUUUUAAAUUAGAAGUAAUGAAAGACAGCCUUUUAGAGGAUAAUACUAAGGUUAUGAGCCCUAUAUGCAAGAUUAAUAUUGAUGAUAUUCUUUCUUCUAUAAAAGAGACGACGACAAGGGCUAUUGAGUCUAGUAGUUUUAAUCUGGUAGAUUUAGAGAAGGUGCCUGUUACAAAGGAGAGAGGUUUCAGCGUGAUUCAGGACGAGAAAUUCACGACUCAAGAAAUUAAUAUUAAGAUGGACGAUAAACAGGAAGAUAAAGACAUAGAAAUAAUGGACAAGUCUUCAGAUGAUGACAAUACGUCGCCGGUUCUAUCUACUGACAGUGAUAAAGAGGACAAAAAAGCUACCGGUGCUUCUAGCUCUGUCCAGCCUUCAACAAAGCAAUCAGCUAAGUCUAAAAAACCGCGUAGGAAAAAGAAGUAAUUAGUAACCAAAAUGUGUUCAUCGGUGGAGAAGUUUCCAGUUUAAUUUUAAGCUCAAAAGCAUACAGGAAUUUUAAAUGCGAAAAAAUACUAGGACUGUAAAUUUAAUUGUGUUGUGUUUUAUUAAGGGAUAGUAAUCAUUCAUUACUUUAGACUGGUCGAUGAGGCCUUGUUAUGUGACUGUGACCGUGGAGUACAAAUUGGUGCAUCAUCGAUGGCAGAAUAUAUAAAUGCUACAUAAUCCCACGAUGGUAUUUAAGGAUAUUGUGGACAUUUGGACAAUGGAUUGUUAAUGAUGCUACCAGCUACUAGUGAGUGUUAAUAUAUCGCAAUAUCUUCGUGACUGCUUCAUCGCUAGAAGUUAUAAUGUGACGGUUUUACUAACAAUAAUUUAAAAAAAACUAAAUAAAAAAGUUAUACUUUAAGGAUUUGUGUAAAGGAAACUUCUCCACCAUAGCUUAAAAUGAAUUUUAGCAAUAUAAUAAAUGUUGCAAUAUUCACUUAAAAUUUCGCUGCUACUAUAGUAUUUUAGUUUAAGUGGUUUUAAAACGCAUAUGCAUAAGAAAAAAGACAAAAAAAUAUGAUUAGUAAAAUGUAAUGGUAAAUCAGAGUCAUGUUCAGUAACUAGUUCUCUUAAUAACUUUAAACCUAAGGCGAUUUUUGCUUUGUGUAUUGCAAAGAGGGAUUAUAACUGUCAUAUCAUAAAAAACGAAAUAAAAAUAUAAAAAUGUAGUAAAAUACAAAAAAUAUAAUAAUCUUGACUUUCUAUGUAGACAGAAUUGCACUAUCCAAAUCAAGUGUAGGUAUAACAUCUAUAAUUCUGUCUGUAAGUUAAUACAUACUGUGCUUUUUAUCUAGUACUUACUUUUAUUAGUAACUUAUUUAGGUUCUCUAUUUUUUUAAACAUAACUUAUACUUAAGAAAAAAAUUACAAAACAUUUCUAAAUAAAUUUGCAACUAUUUAUUUGCAGCAUGUGUUUGUUAAUACACUAAAUUCAGCAAGGCCAGUAUAAUUUUGCAUACCUCGUUAUUUACCAUUGUAUCUAGAUGAAAUAGGUCGUAUGAUACGAUCAUAAAAGGACGCUAUAAUACUUUGAAAUCAAUUAAUGGACUUAUUCUAUAAAUCCUGUUUUGCAUUAUAAACUUUUUUAAGUGAAUUGCAACUGGUUUAGUAGUCUAUUAAUUAUAUUAUCAAAGUAAAAGUUGUGUUUUAUAUUUAAGGACGUGCAAGUCAAAUUAAUAUUGUAUUGGCGUCAGACGAUCUUCUCUUUUGACACGAUGUGAAGAAUGUCAUUAGAGAAAAGGGAAUAAAUUUAGUUUAUUUACAACGUUGUAGUAAUCAAUCACUGACGAGUAUUGUAUAUUAUUCGUUUUGGGAUAAUUUUAUCUAUUUCAUUACUUAUUUAUUUUUAAUUGAAUCUCGGUCACUCGGUUGGUAUCGUAAUUCACUUCACAUUUAGUUUUCUGUACAGUAGAUAGACAAUUUAAAUAGGAUUAGGAUGGGUAUAAAUUAUAGCGAUAGAUAUAAAUGAUCCAUUCUUAUUCUAAUAUUAUUUUACAGGGUGUCAAUGAGUUAUUGCCGAUAUACCUAUACUAUUUUGCUUAAAUAAUGAUGAAGUACUUGAAGACAUUACAUCAUCAGAGUCAUAGGACUUGGCAGGGAAAUGCAAUAAAGCUAUUUUUAUUGACACUUUGUAGAUCGCAUAAUAGAUUUUUGUUUGAGAACAGGCAUAGCAGUUUCACACAAUACGCGUUAAAUAUGCAAUAAUAUACAGAAAAACAUGUAAAAAUACAAAAUCAGUUAUUUAUUUAAACUUUCAUUUUCAUUCAAGCAUUCUAAUGUGAUUUGUGUGAAAUGUUUUAAAUAAUUUACGGUACAUUUUAUUAUGCAUAAUGUAAUGUAGCAGCAUAAUAUAAUAGUGGAUCAGAUACUGAUGUUAGAAAUCUAGAAUUACGAACUGUUUCUUAAGUUAUAAGAUUCAAACGGGUCUGGUUGAAAAUGGAUUUGGAUUAGUAAUGAAUAAUGCAUUUCCAGUAAGUAUCAAAAGUAAUUGUCCAGAUAACCGCACUAGCUACGGCUUGCUACAUUGAUUCACGGAAUCAAUUUCAUUCGGCACAUGUUUUAUUUAAUUUUGACAUCAGGUUUGUAAUGAAAGAUUUCUCUCAGUAUAGUGACUGUCCUCUAAUAUUGACGAACGCACGCGCAGUAUUUCAUUAAUAUAAGCCUUUAAACUUAAAAAUGAUGAUUGUAUAGUUCUACAUGAUUUGACAUUGAAGUAAAUUUUAUCGUAUUUGCUAUUUAGUUUUUAUUUUUAUAUAAAUUUCGAAGCUGAAUCCAACAUUGACGUAGUCACUGACGGUAUAUAAUACCUUUUUUCUGAUUUAACGGCUGUCUUUUUAUGUACAAAGUUAAUAUUUUUUAUCUACUUAAAUUAUUUAGCUCCGUUUCUAAGUUUUUUUUCAAGUAUUAAAUGUUUUUGUAAUUUCUAGUUUUAAUAUGUUAAAUCAUGACAAAAUUAUUUAUUUAUUAACAUAAUUAUCUACUAGAUACUAAUAGAAUUUUCUAACGGAUUAGGUUUUCCGCAUAUUAAUUAGCUAAUAAAUUAAUUAUUGUAAUAAAGUAUGUUUGCUGACAAAUGAUUAAGACCAUGUUUGAGUUAAAUCAGAAAGGCCUUGCUUCUGUAUAAUAUUAACAACAUUAUAAUUAAUAAACUAUAUUCAGUUACCUAAAAUAUAUACUAUGUUCACCAAUCAAUAAAUCAAAUGUUAUAUGUACUAUAAGAGAUCGAUUCUACAUACCUAUU
Plutella xylostella (diamondback moth) is the source of this 8282-nucleotide messenger RNA. Its product is annotated as breast carcinoma-amplified sequence 3 protein rudhira. Gene Ontology annotation, cellular component: cytoplasm. Gene Ontology annotation, biological process: autophagy; response to starvation. Gene Ontology annotation, molecular function: protein binding. NCBI's taxonomy places the organism in Eukaryota, Metazoa, Arthropoda, Insecta, Lepidoptera, Plutellidae. The record is from RefSeq and is a predicted model, not a curated record.